UUAAUUAAAUUACUUGUAUUAUAUUUUUUCAGGGGUGGCCUGAUCUUUACGACGGGUUUUAGCAAGAUGUCAAAAAGGCAAUAUUCAUUACGAGCUCCCGACAUGUUGGACGAGCCAAAAGUUAUAGUAGAACUAGAUACGAGCAACGGAGUUAUGUUCCCUCUGUAUGAUACCGAUACAAAUUUAGUAUACUUAUGCGGCGACUCUAUGAUCCGAUACUUCGAAAUUACGCCCGAACCGCCGUUCGUUCAUUACAUUAAUACUUUUCAAACUCCCGAUCCUCAACGAGGUAUAGGAAUGAUGCCAAAACGGGGCUGUGACGUUAAUAGCUGUGAAAUAACCAGAUUCUAUCGAUUAAAUAAUUCAGGGUUUUGUCAAGUAAUAUCAAUGACAGUGCCAAGAAAGUCUGAGCUCUUCCAAGAGGAUUUGUAUCCCGAUACUCCCGGUGACACUGCCGCGAUCUCGGCGGAGGAGUGGCAAGCCGGUAUUGACGCGGAGCCUGUGUUAAUAUCCCUCAGGGACGGUUAUCAGCCUUCCGCCUCCAAGAAUGAACUUAAAGUACAAAAGAAAUCCAAUAUAUUGAGUAAAGGCCCCAUUGUCUUGGGUACGAAACGAGUGUGGGAUCAUUUUCGCUGCAAAACUGGAUGCCGUAAAGGAACUAAUUGCAAAUGUAUAAGAAGUAAAAUAAAAUGCAAUGCAGACUGCGAUUGCCAAAUAUAUAAAAACGCCGCAGACUGCAAUAAUCCUUUCUCAUCACAGAGGCAGCCUCAUCACAAGAGGCAAUAAUUGAAAAUCUGACAC
This is a messenger RNA of Temnothorax curvispinosus, 801 nucleotides long. Its product is annotated as coronin-6-like. Gene Ontology annotation, biological process: actin filament organization. The record is from RefSeq and is a predicted model, not a curated record. The annotation marks the transcript as partial. Gene Ontology annotation, molecular function: actin filament binding. The transcript is spliced from 3 exons. NCBI's taxonomy places the organism in Eukaryota, Metazoa, Arthropoda, Insecta, Hymenoptera, Formicidae.